AUGGCCUCUGAGAAUACCACCCCUAUCAAGCAAACCAAUCACCCACCUGACGACAGUGAUCAUGAGGAUUCUUUUGAUCCAAAGGAUGAAAUAAACCCCUUCGACUGGCAAGACUUAGAAGCCAGAUACUUGAGUGCCAUGGCAGAGUGCAAGGCUAAAGAGGAUGUGCAUCUUGAAGAAUUCGAAUCUCUGUCACAAUACUUCGGAUUCUGGGCAGAGACCAUCUCAGAUCACGAACAGAAGCGAAGCCACCAGCGUUUGAAGACCCAGAGCGCUCUGGUUGAAAGACAGGAAACCGAGCUUGAAGAAAGAAGAACGCAUUACAUCAAGGUUGUCGAAGCAUUUCAGAAUGCUCUUAACAUGCUCAACAACCUAUCUGCUCCGCAACAUCAGCAUCACGCCUAG
This is a messenger RNA of Aureobasidium pullulans EXF-150, 405 nucleotides long. RefSeq lists its product as uncharacterized. The transcript has 3 exons. The record is from RefSeq and is a predicted model, not a curated record. The coding region runs from base 1 to 405 and encodes 134 amino acids. NCBI's taxonomy places the organism in Eukaryota, Fungi, Ascomycota, Dothideomycetes, Dothideales, Saccotheciaceae.